AUGAGUGAGUCUGGAUCUGUUGAAAAAAAAAAAGAAGAAAUCACUAUUCACCACUCAGCUGGAUCUGAUCCAAACGUCUUACGUAUCUCCUCAAGAGACGCCGAUGUCACUUUGGCUUUUCUAGAGAAAUAUGAUGCUGAUGUUCCGGAGAUAACACCAGAAGAAGAGAAAAAGUUGUCUAGAAAAGUUGUUGCAAUCAUUUUAUUCUUGACUGCAUUCACUGAUUUGCUGCUUUAUGCUGAUAAGGCCACAUUGUCGUACUCUUCUAUCUUUGGAUUAUGGGAAGACACACAUUUAGACCAAAACAAAUACAACAACUCUUCGACAUUGUUCUAUGUUGGUUACAUUAUUGGUCAAAUUAAUCUUAUUUUGGUCCAAAAACUGCCUAUUGGUAGAUUGAUGACUUUCACAGCUUUUGCCUGGAGCAUGAUCAUUUUCCUACAUUGCGCAGCUUACAAUUACCAGGGUAUCUAUGCAUUGAGAUUUUUCUUAGGUUUUGUUGAAUCUAUUGCACUUCCAAUUUUGAAUACCACAAUGGGUCAGUUCUUAACUGCACAUGAAAAGGCAGCAACUGCUCCUAUGUUUUAUUCCACUUGUGUUGGUGUCACUAUUCCUGUCGGUUUCAUUGCUUAUGGUAUUUUACAUGCACAAUCAUCAGUUCCAACAUGGAAAUUGUUUAUGAUUAUUAUCGGUGGUUGUACUUUCCUCUGGACUAUUGUUUUACUCUUUAUUUAUCCAAACAAUCCCACCGAUGCAAAGUUUUUAUCGUUGAAGGAGAAAGUCUGGGUUAUCAGGAGAGUCCAAAAAACUACUGGUUCUUCGAUUGAGCAAAAAAUUAUCAAAAAAUACCAGGUUAGAGAGGCCCUAUUAGAUCCAAUUUCUUGGCUUUUUUUCCUUUUCUUCCUUUUGCAACAAUUAGCAAACAAUUUGCCGUAUCAGCAAAACCUACUUUUCGAAGGUAUUGGCCGUAUUAGUAACUUGGACUCCACUUUGGUUUCUGUUGCGUCAGGUGGGUUUGCGGCAGCUUGCUGUUUUGUUGCAACGACCUUCUUGUUUUACAAACCUAACUACACUGCUUUCUCUGUCUUUGUUUGGACAAUGCCAUCAUUAGCAGGUUCUAUUGCUGUUGCAUCACUUCCCUGGGACAAAAAAAUUGCCUUGCUUGCCAUGCUUUGUCUAGCGUCUCCGCUUUUCGGUAUUCCAUGGAUUCUAAUGUUUUCAUGGAAUACAACAUCCUGUUCUGGAUAUACAAAGAAGAUUACUAGGAAUGCAAUGGUGAUGGUUGCAUAUGCAGUAGCUAAUAUCAUCUCACCACAAAUUUGGAGAGCCAAAGAUGGUCCAAGAUACAUACCAGCAUGGAUAGUUCAAAUCGUCCUAUCAUUCUCUAUAGCUCCAUCUUUAGCCCUUAUUAUUUGGUUUAUCUUGAACAAAAGAAAUAAACAAAGAAAGCUAACUCUUCAGGAAGAAGGUGAAAAGAAAGGAUUUGUCAGUGAUGGAUCUGAUGGUGAAAUAGAAGUUGAUAUUGCAGUUUUAGAUCUCACCGAUUUGGAAAAUACCAAUUUUAUCUAUCCGCUUUAA
Pichia kudriavzevii is the source of this 1578-nucleotide messenger RNA. RefSeq lists its product as uncharacterized. The transcript has a single exon. Gene Ontology annotation, cellular component: membrane. Gene Ontology annotation, molecular function: L-cysteine transmembrane transporter activity. NCBI's taxonomy places the organism in Eukaryota, Fungi, Ascomycota, Pichiomycetes, Pichiales, Pichiaceae. Bases 1 to 1578 code for a protein of 525 amino acids. The record is from RefSeq and is a predicted model, not a curated record. Gene Ontology annotation, biological process: L-cysteine transport; transmembrane transport.